Oncorhynchus keta (chum salmon) is the source of this 4200-nucleotide messenger RNA. RefSeq lists its product as uncharacterized. Gene Ontology annotation, biological process: positive regulation of JNK cascade; positive regulation of canonical NF-kappaB signal transduction. Gene Ontology annotation, cellular component: plasma membrane. The coding region runs from base 313 to 1884 and encodes 523 amino acids. NCBI's taxonomy places the organism in Eukaryota, Metazoa, Chordata, Actinopteri, Salmoniformes, Salmonidae. The record is from RefSeq and is a predicted model, not a curated record. The transcript has 9 exons. Gene Ontology annotation, molecular function: protein binding; signaling receptor activity.
GUAAGUAUUCUACCGUUUGUUUAUUCUCUGUUAUUAGCCAAUAUUCCAUCACUGCUCUAACAAAAAUACGGCUGCAUAUUUCUUAUAGAUAAUGUUACGCAGAACCUCAGACGUUUCCCAAUUAGUACGCAUUGAGGAUGGUUUUGGCCGCCCGACGUGCAGUCUGUAAGGCAUGUCAGGGCAUGUCCAGAUUGGAUGAAGUGGAACUGUCUAUCGAUAGCGUGCUAAAGUAUAGGCUCGUGAAAACGAUUUUUAAAAAGUGUGCUUAAGUAUCUUCGUAAAACGUAUGGAUCAAGGAGUUACAUCGCUGUCAUGGAUUGUUCUGAAACCCAGUACUACUUGAAUGGGAACUGCCACCCUUGUCUGCAAUGUGGACCAGGACAAGAGCUGUCAGAGGACUGUGGUUAUGGAAGUGGACGGUCGGCUUAUUGCAUCCCCUGUAAUGUCAAGACUUAUAAAGAGGGUUGGGGUUACCACUUCUGCAGAUUCUGCCAGUCAUGUAAACGCAUAAACAGGCACCAGAAGUCACUGUGCACCUCUAAAAGCAAUGCUGUCUGUGGGGAGUGUUUACAAGGCUUUUACAGUAAGACACGGAUAAAUGGCUUGCAGGAUUUGGAGUGCAUGCCAUGUGGUCCCUCCUCCACCACUGAGCAGCAGUGCAGCCGAAGCAGAGAAGUUGAUGUGGAAAAAGUCUGGAGCCCAGAAGGUCCAGCCCAUAAUGCUGCUGUUACCGCCACAAUUUCUGUAGCCCUGGUUACCAUGGCAAUCCUAGCUGCUGCCUUGUUUAUAUACUUCAGACAUACCUUACUAAAGAAAAUAUUUAAAGGAUGCCUGGCUCCUCAAAGCACAAGUCAGAAUGACAUGGAGUGUGCAGCAUACCGAGUGAACAGGGUCACACUGAACCUGGAGCAGGAAGGCCAAGGCUCAGGUGCAUGUGCUAACUCUACCACCACUGCAGAAACAUUGGCCAGACUGCAGUCCAAAGUGGACAUGAUUGUCCCUCUGGGGUCCAUUGUACUAAGCCCUGACCUUAAAACUCAGGACCACAGAUACCCCCUGGAGACCCAGCCGCUGGUACAGAACUCCACCUGCAGUAACUGCUCAUCUGGGUUUGUCUCUCAGAUAUCCUCUGAGCCGCCCUCAGUCAGUGGGGACGUCCCACUCACAAUGGAGAUCCCUGUGGGUCCAAUAGACAGUGGGGAGUAUGUGGCAGGGUCCUUGUUCCUGCAGAGCAGUGAGGGAUACUGUGCCUCUGAGCUGCUUGCGAGCCCACUCCAUCAGCAUGUCCCAGUGGAGUGCACUGAGCUAGACUUCCACACCACUGCAGCCUCAACACUGGACCUUGACAGUACUACAGACCCAGACUGUAGCUCUGUGAGUCUGGGGAUUACUGAGAUAUCUGAGAUUAGGGACAGCUCCUCCGGAGACAGGUUAGGAGGAAGACAACUGAGGAGGAGUCCAUCUGACUGCCCAGAGGAGCAAACUGACAGCUGUUGGAACAGCCAUCAACAACCCUGCAACAGCAGUCUGGGAGGCAGUAAUGCGAUGGAAACAGUGAGCCUGCUGAAGAAGUGUCUCCGAAUCAUGCAAGGGGUCCGUCUAGGCAGGCUGCCGCAGGCCUUGGUGGAUUCUCUGGCUCUGAAGCUGGACCCAACGUUCCCAGGAGUACAGAACUACCAGCAGGUGGCGCUGAAGAUGGGCAUAUCUCACGAGUUGCUGAAAGACCUGCGCGGGUUUGAACAGGUCUUUCGGUACCUUUCCUCCUGCACUCUGCUGACAGUACCUACUCUGCUCCACACCUUCUAUCUCCUGCAAAGGCUUGACACCCUGCUCCUGCUGUGUGAAUAUGCCCUGCAGUGCUAUGUCACAGGAUGCACAUACUAACUGUUGAUGCUAACAACACAUCUGCCAACACAACCUAGAAGGCUGACAUCAACAGGUUAUAAUAUGAUCAGUAUGCGUACUACUGAACUAGAACCUACCUUGAACAACAUAACUGCUCAAACUCAGAUGUGGAUGUGUAAACAUUUAGGGGUUCACAGCAAAGCUGUAAAACCUAUUGUUAUUAGAUUAUUUGUUUUCCUUGUUUUCCUUAUGGUCAAAUAACGCAAGCAUAGAUUGGUAACUUUUUUCUAAUUUUACACACAGAAACUAGAGACCUGAAUAACUUGGUCAAAAAUAAUGGCACUGAUUGACCUAUAUGUGGCACUGUUAUAAGCAGUCUCACUUAAACCCUCAUAUGCGCCGUCUCGUUUGACCUAGAGGCGUGAAACGUUGUAUCGAGGUGUUGUUCUUCAUACUGAACAAAUUUGCCUCAAGGACCCAUAAGAUCUGUCAGGACAGAUUUUCCUCCAUCUUGUAGAAUUUGGAAAACCUGUGAAAAAUUUCUCAUGAACCAUAGGUAACUUCUUCUCAUGAAAUUUGGUAUGUAGGCGCAUGGUAUGCAUUUAAAAGAAUGUAUCUUCUGACAAACUUUUCAAAUAUGAAUGCAUCAUUUUCAUGGAUAGCUUUUGAUGCAUGACAAAAUAUCUGAAACGGAGUAAAUUAUGUCACAUUAGCAUUCACAUACGUUACAUGUGAAACCAGGUAAAAAAUAACAUUAGAUCUAUUCCGAAUAAAAAAUACAAAUAUAGCUGACCAGGCUCAAUGACAGAAAGGACUCAAGAUUAAUAGGAUAAAAAAAUCAAGCACCCUAUCAUGUAGGAACUAUCUUCCUUCAUGUGGAAUCAGUGAAAGCAUUACCAUGUUUAUCUCUCAAUACCACAAGGACAUCCAUGAUAGCGUUGAUAGGCCACUAUGUAGUGGAUUUACAGUGGUUUAAAUGGACACGUAAAAUCAGAUUUUUGAUUUGUCAAUAACUCAGCCAUCUUUCGACCAAUUCGUUAGCUGAAACUAAGUUAAGACAUGCACCAUGGGUCUACAUUCCAAAGUUGGUGUCAUUUGGUCCUAUGGUUCAUGAGAUUUAGAUUUCAAAUAUGAAUCUACUGGUAUAGUGCGGCCAUCUUUAAACCAACAAUAUUUUCUCAAAUGCUUUGUGGACUACUGUCCAAAGACAACAUUUGGAGUGAAUCUGACUUUUAGUCCAUGAGAAGAUUUUUAAAAAUUAUUUUAAGUUUAGCGUUACAUAGUCAAAAAAGGUCAUUGUUAACAGUGUCCAUAUUUUUAAGAUAUCAAUUCCAAGUGUAGCAUGGUUCAUUGUGGUAAUGUAUUUGAUUAUUCUAAAAAGAUUCAAGUGGAUAGGCCAUUGUGGGGUGGAUUUACAAAGGAUUUAAAUGGACACGUAAAAUGGGAUUUCCUGAUUUAACAAUAACUCAGCCAUCUCUUAACCAAUCGCUUAGCUUUUCUCAAACUAAGUUAUGAAAUGUACUGUACAAACUAUGUUAAUGGCUGUACUGAAUGAAUGAAGAAAAUGUAUUUCAUUUUGUAUUAGUAUUACUUUUUAUACAUGUUUUGGACUUUUGUAAACAAAACUAAAAUUACAUUCCUAUUCAUGGAAAUUAUGUUGUGAUGUAAUUUGUUAUAAACCUUACUUAAUGAAGAAGUAUAUAGUCAUAGACAAAUUUGAACAGAAAACAUGGCCAGUUGCUGUAUUUCUGCAACACAUAAUUGAAAAGCAGACUUAAAAUUAAGAUUUGCAGAACUAAUACCACACUACUGAUAUUUCUACUAAGCUACCCUUUAGCAAGGAUUUUACAUUGUGUAACAACACAAAUUAUUUUGUUAUGAAAUUAAACUUGAGUUUUUCUCAGCAUUGUUCAUUUACAUUUCCAAACAAGUACAGCAUAGAAUCACAAGAAAUAUCCACGAAGACAUCACAAUCCACAGUCAAAAAUAAGAAAAAGUACAAUAAUUAUACAUCUGUAGGAGACUGGAUAUUAUUACUUUUAUAUUGUAUGGUCAAAUUAAGCAAUUUGACUGUUUUACAGUCAUAAACAAGCUGAUGGAGCCCUCUGAUGUUCUCUAUGUGUAUUACAGUAGAUAUCAUGAUUUCAGUGACAUCAAUGAGACAACCAAUUUGUAUUAGCUACCAAAAUCAUAAUGUAUUGUUUACAACCAUACCAAUAUCAAUUGCUUAUACCGUUUUUUUUGUGUGGUAAAACUGUAAACUGUUACAAAGCUGACUUCUCAGAAAGACCAUCUAAUUUGAGAUUGACAAACAUGCCAUAUGUAAAAUAAAAUGUGUCUUAUUUUGUGAUAUGA